GACCAAGCUUGGAGACUAAAAAGAAAAUCAAAGCUUGACGAAAAUGGGAAUUCGAGUCUUCAAAUCUUCUAGUUAAAAUCUUCCCUUAAACUAUGCGAUUCAAGCUGUCCACGAGCUUAGCUUCAUCGAAUUCAACAAAACCAACUACAGGGUUUUACUCCUACUUCUACUUCCUCUCUUUGACUGUUAGCUCCUUCAAAUUUUUCUUCUCAAAUCCUCUCUAAUUUCCCCUUUUCUUUAAUACCCACUUUGGAAAAGGACAGUGGUUUCUGUUCCCCUUCUUCAUUUCUGCAUUUUCAGUCACCCACACGCUCCACCCCCCCACCCCCCUUUUGGAGCUCUGAAAAUGGCUGCCACUGUCUUCUUUCUUUCUGUCUCCUCUAUUUUGCUUCUCUGAUGGCUGUUUUACCCUUUACAAAAAGGCUGAGCCUAACUGCCAAUUGAUUCUUGGUUUAACCCUCAACCAUGAAAGCUAGAUCAGAGAAUGGAUGGCAUUGCAUCAAGUCUCUUUACUUUAGAGGUAAACCAACCAAGGAUUUGUGCCUGUUGCAGAAGGUGAAGGCCUCCGCCAGUACGCCGGGAGAAGCUCCAGUUUAUCUCAAUGUGUAUGACUUAACCCCCGCAAAUGGCUACGUCUACUGGGCUGGCCUUGGUAUCUUUCACUCUGGUAUAGAAGUUUACGGCAUUGAAUAUGCCUUUGGAGCCCAUGACUACCCGACGAGUGGGAUCUUUGAGGUAGAACCCCGAACAUGUCCUGGCUUCAAGUUUAGGAAGUCAAUCUAUAUCGGCACAACUUGCUUGGACCCAAUCCAAGUGAGAGACUUCAUGGAGCGUCAAGCUGCAAACUAUCAUGGCGAUUCAUAUCACUUGAUCGUGAAGAAUUGCAACCACUUCUGUGAGGAUGUAUGUAGAAAGCUAACAGGGAAAUGCAUACCAAAAUGGAUUAAUCGACUUGCAAGAAUAGGUUCGAAAUGCAACUGCAUACUCCCCAAGGCUCUUAAGGCCACGACCAUGCAACACGACCCGAGAUUUGAGGGACAGGACAGCGAAAAGAAAAGGCUAAGAAGUGGCUUCAGUUGCUUAUCCUCAAUCUCCAUGAAUCAGAAGGAAGUUUCAAUAUCUUCACUGUUUCUACACUCCCACUACAAAGGCUGCCUACCUCCAUGGGAACUAAAAAGAUCAAAAAGCUGGUCGUUCAAGUAAGGAGAAGACAACCUACCUACGCGGAUUUGAGAUAUCUAACAAGUUUUCCUUCUUCCAGUUCUUGGGAUAAUAGCCAUGGGAGCUGAUUGGUUUUAGCUUUGUGGAUUGAUCACAGAGGCUCUAAUCUCUCUCCUUUUUCUCUCUUUUCACUUGUGUUUUUUAGUCUCUGAGAGGCUUUGUUCUGAUCAUUGACUUGGGGGAUAAUUCAUUCAUGAUGUGGAGUUAUAUCUUCUGGUAGAGCUUAGGAAUCCAAGUAGCUGGUCGGUUUGCCAAUGCCAAUGUAUAUUAGCUGUUCAUCUUCUUCUUCUUUGCUAAUCAUUGUUUUGGCAUAAGCUCCGAAGUCUCCA
This is a messenger RNA of Cucumis sativus (cucumber), 1550 nucleotides long. Its product is annotated as deSI-like protein At4g17486. Gene Ontology annotation, molecular function: deubiquitinase activity. Gene Ontology annotation, biological process: protein deubiquitination. The coding region runs from base 466 to 1203 and encodes 245 amino acids. The record is from RefSeq and is a predicted model, not a curated record. Lineage: Eukaryota; Viridiplantae; Streptophyta; Magnoliopsida; Cucurbitales; Cucurbitaceae. The transcript is spliced from 4 exons.